Penicillium paradoxum is the source of this 618-nucleotide messenger RNA. It is a transcript of the gene rab7, whose product is annotated as Rab family GTPase YPT7. The record is from RefSeq and is a predicted model, not a curated record. Lineage: Eukaryota; Fungi; Ascomycota; Eurotiomycetes; Eurotiales; Aspergillaceae. The transcript is spliced from 6 exons. The coding region runs from base 1 to 618 and encodes 205 amino acids. Gene Ontology annotation, cellular component: vacuole; phagocytic vesicle; late endosome. Gene Ontology annotation, biological process: regulation of vacuole fusion, non-autophagic. Gene Ontology annotation, molecular function: GTP binding; GTPase activity.
AUGGCAUCAAGAAAGAAGGUCCUCCUCAAGGUCAUCAUCCUUGGUGACAGUGGUGUCGGAAAAACCAGUUUGAUGAACCAAUAUGUCAACAAGAAGUUCAGUGGAAGCUAUAAGGCCACCAUCGGAGCUGAUUUCCUCACAAAGGAAGUUCUCGUCGACGACCGAUUGGUAACAAUGCAGAUCUGGGAUACCGCCGGUCAAGAAAGAUUCCAAUCAUUGGGUGUCGCUUUCUACCGUGGCGCCGACUGCUGCGUCCUAGUCUACGAUGUGAACAACUCCAAGAGUUUUGAGGCUCUCGACAGCUGGCGGGAUGAGUUCUUGAUCCAGGCAAGCCCCAGAGAUCCAGAGAGUUUCCCAUUUGUCGUCAUCGGUAACAAGAUCGAUGUGGAGGAGAGCAAGCGGAUGAUCUCCUCAAAACGCGCCAUGACCUUCUGCCAGUCUAAGGGUAACAUUCCUUACUUCGAGACUAGUGCUAAGGAAGCAGUCAAUGUCGAGCAGGCUUUCGAAGUCAUCGCGCGGAGUGCACUUGCGCAGGAAGAGGCCGAGGAAUUCAGCGGUGAAUUCAGCGAUCCGAUCAACAUUCACUUGGAUAAUGAUCGCGAUGGAUGUGCCUGUUGA